This is a messenger RNA of Micropterus dolomieu (smallmouth bass), 1428 nucleotides long. Its product is annotated as Ig-like V-type domain-containing protein FAM187A. NCBI's taxonomy places the organism in Eukaryota, Metazoa, Chordata, Actinopteri, Centrarchiformes, Centrarchidae. The record is from RefSeq and is a predicted model, not a curated record. The transcript has 5 exons. Bases 134 to 1414 code for a protein of 426 amino acids.
GAGUUUCAUUCUUCAGAUGUUAAAUAAGACAGAACAAACACUCCGGAGGCUUCUCCGAGAUUCUGCAGAAAUAUUUUAUUGAAGUUGUGACUUUUGUAGCUUGUAAGAACCCUCUUUGUCCUCAGAGAGCCUAAUGCCCCCUCCACCAUCCUCUCCCCUCCUCCUCCUCUUCCUCCUCCUCCUGUGUCCUGAGUUGUGGAGCUAUGAAGCUCCUGAGGAUAAGGAGGAUGUGUUUGCUAAAAGAGCCUGUCCUGCCUUCCUGACCUUCAUCAACGUUGCCUUUCUGGCUGGAGUCACUUUGGAGAUGCCCUGCCACUGCAAACCAGAACAGGUCCAGUCAGUUGUUUGGUUCUUCAAGAAACAUCUGGGCAGCUCCAAGGAGACAAGAGUCCUGACAGAUCACCAUGGCAACAAGCUGCUGGACCCCAGUCACAUCCCUCACAGCGGCAGCCUGGAGAGUCGAUUCUCUAUUCGUCUCUUCAGCCUGUUGAUCUUCAGAGCGGGGCCUCACGACUCCGGCAUCUAUAUCUGUGGCUCUGCCCACAAAGACUUCUUCUAUGGUUACGACCUGGACAUUCAGGAGGCGCACACACUCAGCUUCACUCCAAGGCUCACUCCAGAAACUAUAACAGAGGAAAGUAAUGAAACAAAACGACUCGGCUCUGCUCAGCCGUUGUACCGGAUCUUCACCACGUUCCGGCCCUGGUCAGUCUGUGAUCGCUGUGGAGUACCGGGAGAGCAGGUUCGUGUGGGACUCUGCUACGUCCACUCCCACUUCCUGCAUAUACGCUACAGACGGGUCAAUCAGACAGUUGCGUCAUGUGGCUCAGGAGGGGUGCCUUUUGGGCAACUGAUGCGAGUUGGAGCCAAGCUGGAGGUCAAAAGCUGUGAAGUGACUUGUCCAACUCAAGCUCCUCCAUCCUCCAAAAUCCUUGCUCCGAUGGCAUUUCUGGGGUACAAUUCUGAGGAGGUACCAGUGUUGUACUUGAACCACCCUACGGACCGUGUUCUGACCCUGGGCUGUCCCGGGGCACGACCUGACAUGGCUGUGGCAUGGGACAGAGGAUCUGAGCCCAUCUACCGAUCUGAACACUCGGCAGGUCAUAACCUCAGCGCCACGCCCCCCAGGCUGUUGAUAGACACCGGACACCACCUGGUGUUUAACCCUGCAAAAACCCAGGACUCAGGUGUCUACUGUUGCUGGCUGCAGGGUCAGCAGGCCGCCGAGAUACGACUUCUGGUCUACGCCCAUUUGGGGCGAGGACAAUCAGUGACAUCACAUCCUGACUUCCUGACAGCUCUCAAGACUGUGUUAAGAUCAUAUGCUGUCAUGACAGCUGUAUUUUGCAUUCUGCUGUUCGGCAGAGCUGUGGUCAGACACCUCAGAGACACCAGAGAAACACAUUUGGAUUAAACUAAAUAUUGUGA